Molecule: messenger RNA, 924 nt
Organism: Linum tenue
Lineage: Eukaryota; Viridiplantae; Streptophyta; Magnoliopsida; Malpighiales; Linaceae
Source: the annotation of a GenBank genome assembly
AUGCUUGAAGAAAUCAAGAUGCCUUCAGAAAGGAGACGAAUAUUUUCUGAUGGAGCCAAGUUUGACAGACUUAGUGGGCUUCCCGAUGAAGUUCUGCACCAUGUACUCUCCUUCCUUGAUACCAAGUGUGUUGUUCGAAGUAGCAUUUUGUCAAACAGGUGGAGAUCACUCUGGAAAACGGUUCCCGUGCUCAAUUUCGAUGGCGAAUCCUUCAACGAGCACAACUUCAAGGACCAUGUGGACGAACUUCUAAAAGUCUAUUUUGUCAACUCACACAGGCUUUGUCGUGUAUCGAUUCUCAAUUGUCCUGGAUUUGGAGAGAGGUCUGAUAUCUUUGCUGCCAUCUUCCGCUCAAUCUCCCUCUGCGACCAAUCAAUUGAGACUCUGGACUUAAAACAAGUCCAGUUUGAUAAUAUGACAUUUGGGUUGCAAAGCUCUGGUUUCAAAGUGCUUACCACUUUGACCUUGUCUGAGUGCUACUUGGAUUUCUCUAGCUGGAACCAACCGCUCAACCCGUUUGCUCGUUUUCCCAUGUUGAAGAAUUUGGCACUAAUAUCUUGCAGUUGCUCUCUUGGUGACGAUCCCGAAGAUGAAGAGACAAUGAGGUGUUUGAAAGUUGUUGGACUCCAGUUGCUUAUCCUAGAAGUAGACGAUGUAUUUGGUUUCGAUGAGAUAAAAGUAUUUGCACCAAAUCUGAAACGGUAUACUUACAAGAAUCAGAUUCGUGACUUUUCUCCAAUGACAGAAGUCUUGGUCAAUGUCCCUUCCUUAGAGCAUGCCGAUAUCAAGUUGUUGGGAUACAAGGGCUUGUAUGAUGAGUAUAAGCAAGAGGCAAACCGACAAUAUGCAAACUUGUUCCUUGGUAUGAGUAGAGCAAUGUCGCUUGUCUUUCAAUUCGAUACCGCCAAGGUAAGUUUCCUAUAA